UAGAAAAUCGAUUGCUCGCGUGGCACUUGAAUUCUAAAAUUUUGUUUUUGUGCUCUUAUGAGAUUAGGUGUUUAAGAAGCCGAGCUUCGGAAUCGACUUCAGUUCAAAGAAGAGCCCUCACUAUGAAACUACAAUUGCUCCUGAUUACCCUAUUGGUUUGCUGUUUGGUCAGUAAAUCUCUACAAUGGUUUUCGUGUCCCAAAUACUAUAUUAAUGAACGUGGUUAUUGGGUGGAACAUCGAAUUACUCAACCCUAUCCGUGCCAAUAUGGGGCAGCUACUCCUUAUGGGGCAGCUACUCCUUAUGGGCCAGCUACUCCUUAUGGGCCAGCUACUCCUUAUGGGCCAGCUACUCCUUAUGGGCCAGCUACUCCUUAUGGGCCAGCUACUCCUUAUGGGCCAGCUACUCCUUAUGGGCCAGCUACUCCUUAUGGUGCAUUCGAUGGAGUGCCAUUCCGAAAUGAUUAAAAAAUAAAUAUAUAUAUAUGGAAAUAUGGAACUCUUUUAAAUUAAUAAAGACCGUUUUCAAUUUAUAAAAAUACAAAUAAAGUUAAAUUACAA
This is a messenger RNA of Drosophila teissieri, 560 nucleotides long. RefSeq names its product peflin-like. The record is from RefSeq and is a predicted model, not a curated record. Lineage: Eukaryota; Metazoa; Arthropoda; Insecta; Diptera; Drosophilidae. The transcript is spliced from 2 exons. Bases 123 to 467 code for a protein of 114 amino acids.